Messenger RNA from Callorhinchus milii (elephant shark), 1393 nucleotides. Its product is annotated as four and a half LIM domains protein 2. The record is from RefSeq and is a predicted model, not a curated record. Bases 459 to 1298 code for a protein of 279 amino acids. Gene Ontology annotation, cellular component: Z disc; nucleus. The transcript is spliced from 8 exons. Lineage: Eukaryota; Metazoa; Chordata; Chondrichthyes; Chimaeriformes; Callorhinchidae. Gene Ontology annotation, molecular function: transcription coregulator activity.
UUUGGCAAAAGAAUGUCUAUCUGCCUAAUGACUGGUGUCGUCUACCAAAUAGGAGGGUUCGCAGUCAAAUAAAACUCUACGUCUCUACACUUGCCUCGUCCUCUGUUGGUUUACCGGACAGCAAAAGAACCCAGAGUGAGGUCAAGGUUCUAACAACAUCCUCAAUGAAGUUUUAGCUCGUUAAAUUCCAGCAAUACUCCCAACACACACUCGGGGCUCUCAAGCCUUAGCUCUCGCCAACCUACUCUACAGAAUUAGGCAGCCAGCCACUCAGUUGCUUCAACACAAGCUCACCCGAUGGAUACACAGCACUUCAAACUAUAUGAAUUCCAGAGGCCGGAAAUCUAACACCUCAGCCCCUGCCUGACCAUCAGGGUAGUGAGUGACCGUGACGGUUUGUUGCCAUUUCCACUGGUCACACAGAGCUGAAUGCUGUUCAUUUCUUUCCAGAGAGCACAAUGACAGAACGCUUUGACUGCCACUACUGCAAAGAGUCCCUGCUUGGGAAAAGAUACAUCCUCAGGGAGGAGAACCCCUACUGUGUGAAGUGCUAUGACAGCCUUUAUUCUAAUACCUGUGAAGACUGCAAGAAACCAAUUGCUUGUGACAAUAAGGACUUGUCUCACAAGGACCGGCACUGGCAUGAAGCCUGCUUUCACUGCUUCCAGUGCAAACAGUCUCUCGUGGAUAAGCCUUUUGCUGCCAAGGACGAUCAAUUGCUCUGCACUGAUUGUUAUUCCAAUGAAUACUCCUCUAAGUGCCAUGAAUGCAAGAAGACCAUAAUGCCAGGAACUCGAAAGAUGGAACAUAAAGGAAGUAGCUGGCAUGAGACUUGUUUCAUUUGUCACCGCUGCCAACAGCCAAUGGGCACAAAAAGCUUCAUCCCAAAAGAAAAUGAAAAUUACUGCGUGCCUUGCUACGAAAAGCAGUUUGCCAUGCACUGCGUUCAAUGCAAAAAGGCCAUUACUACUGGAGGAGUUACCUAUCGUGAUCAACCCUGGCACAAGGAGUGUUUCCUCUGCACAGGAUGCAAAAAUCCAUUGGCCGGUCAGCGAUUUACCUCCCGAGAUGAGUUUCCAUAUUGCCUGGAUUGCUUCUGCAGCCUCUAUGCCAAAAAAUGUGCUGGUUGUUCUAAUCCGAUCAGUGGCCUUGGAGGGACCAAGUACAUCUCAUUUGAAGAGCGGCAGUGGCACAAUGAUUGUUUCAACUGCAAGAAAUGCUCCAUAUCACUGGUGGGCCGUGGUUUCCUCACAGAGAGAGACGACAUCCUUUGCUCUCAGUGUGGAAAGGAUUUGUGAGAGCAACACAAAGGAUUCAAUGGUGGUUAUGAAUGCAGCUGUACUACAAACAAUAAUAAUAAUCCUAGCAUUUAAACAGCGCCUUAUUAUGUCAU